CUUUUGGAAAAUAAGGGAAAAGGAAACACAAGGAAUAAAAAAAAAUAAUAUUAACAACAACUAAAGAGCAAUGGAUAGAUACAAAAUACGAUAUAUAAGAUUCAACAAGACAAUAGAAAUGUAAAAGUCGCAAAGGGCCGUUGUAAAGGCCAUCCCACCGGCCCACAGCUGGCUCAACUACAUAGCGUACACAUUACAGGCGUCUACAGGUACUGCUUGCCACUUCCAGGAGGCACUCAACAUCCACCAGUGCCCUCAGCCUGACAUUAAGAGCUGCCUGUAACAAAAUCAAGAUCCAUGGCAUCCAAAUUACCUGUGGCAUCAGGCUUGUACAACUAUGCACGCCUCGCUGCAAACUCAACUACUUACGCUAAACGGAUGAACAGACUCAGCAAUCACAUUUUUGGAGAGGUGGUGCGGCCCACUUCCAAACCGUCAAUGCGUGUAGUCAAGAUGUUCAGUGAAAAACCACUUGACCUACGACCUGAUAUUACUGACCACUAUCCACGUCACAAUGAGACUUACAUCCUCAUGAUGACUCUCCGGAAGUAUGGGCUCUUCCGAGAUGAACACCAAGACUUCAAAGAGGAGAUGGUUCGGCUCAGAAUAUUGCGUGGGAAAGGCAAGCCAAAGAAGGGAGAAGGAAAACGGGCCAAGAAAUAGUUAACGACACCAAUACCCUCAUUACACUUUCUUCUUUAUUUUGUAAAUAAAUAUAUAUACACUUAUA
Messenger RNA from Portunus trituberculatus (swimming crab), 730 nucleotides. It is a transcript of the gene mRpS33, whose product is annotated as 28S ribosomal protein S33, mitochondrial-like. The record is from RefSeq and is a predicted model, not a curated record. The transcript has 4 exons. Gene Ontology annotation, cellular component: mitochondrion. NCBI's taxonomy places the organism in Eukaryota, Metazoa, Arthropoda, Malacostraca, Decapoda, Portunidae. The coding region runs from base 298 to 663 and encodes 121 amino acids.